Molecule: messenger RNA, 612 nt
Organism: Aureococcus anophagefferens
Lineage: Eukaryota; Pelagophyceae; Pelagomonadales; Pelagomonadaceae
Exons: 1
Coding region: 1-612 (203 amino acids)
Source: RefSeq, a predicted model, not a curated record
AUGCUCGGCGACGCGCGCGACGCCACGGCCGGCGACGGCGCGGGCGUCAUCCGCGCGGCGCUCGUGCCCUUCUCCAACGUCCAGCGGCGCGUCAAGAACGUGACGCCGGACCUCGCCGUCGAGCUCAUCGACAAGGUCCGUCGCAUUUUCGACGUGAAAACGGUUGCCUGGUCCGCCGCCGACUCGAACUUCUACUCCACCGCGGCGUCCGCACGGAGAGGCGCGUCGCCCGUGGACAAGCGGGCGUCCUUCGUCGACAGCGAAUACAAGGCGCACGCGAAGCAGAUCGACGUUGAGAUCAACGGCGUCUCCGACGGCCCGAUGCUCCGCGCGUUGAGCUCCCUCGGCGGCUGCGUCGGCCUCGUCUUCGGCCAGUUUUCCGAGGCCUCCAAGGACGUCUCGUCCCUGCUCGCGGACGUCGCGACCGCGCUCUCCGAGUCGCGCUGGAUCUCCAUGGGCUGCGCGUGCCCCGACCAGGCGAAAGCCCUGCUCAGCAACGAGCUCCACCGCGAGUGGGGCACCACCGCCGCGAAGUACCGCGCGCGCUACCUGAUCUCCGGCCUCAAGUUCGCCGACGGCACCUGGAAGUCCAAGGCCCGCGCCCUAGGAUAA